Molecule: messenger RNA, 853 nt
Organism: Peromyscus leucopus (white-footed mouse)
Lineage: Eukaryota; Metazoa; Chordata; Mammalia; Rodentia; Cricetidae
Gene: Mrpl36
Product: mitochondrial ribosomal protein L36
Biological process (GO): translation; ribosome biogenesis
Cellular component (GO): ribosome; mitochondrial large ribosomal subunit
Molecular function (GO): structural constituent of ribosome
Source: RefSeq, a predicted model, not a curated record
GUCUGGCCUCGGCAUGGCCGCCCUGCUUGUGAGAAGCGCGGUGGCUUCGCUCGUGGACCCGCUCCUGCACCUGAGUCGCCUCGCCGCCGUGCAGCCCCGGGCCUUCUCGUCCUUCCUGCUGGGGACCCUUCCAAGCGCCAGACCCGCCGCCGCCGCCGCCGAGGUGCGCUCACUUCUCUGGGGCGCCCUGCCGCAACUGCAGCCCUCGCAGGGCUUCAAGACCAAGGGUGUCAUCAAGAGGCGCUGCAGGGACUGCUACAUGGUGAAGAGGCGUGGGCGCUGGUUCGUCCUCUGCAAGACCAACCCCAGGCAUAAGCAGAGGCAGAUGUAAGGGCCAAUGCCCGUGGGAAAUCCGUUUCGCCGUAUCAAACAAAAAUAAAUGUAAGCAUUCUGUAAUCUAAGAUCUGUGACUUAGGGUUUUGUUGGACUCACCUGCUUCCCCACCCCGAAUCGUAGCCCAGUUCCUUCAAAUCCAGUCAGUCCAGAGCUACAGAUGGAGAAGAAGUUACUGUUCCUGCAGCUCUGUGUCGAGCUAGAGGACAGAAGAAACAGGAAUGCAAAGCCAGCUUUACCUCUGGAGACAGGCUCUGGCUCUGGGCACUGGCUGACCUGAAACUGCAGAGAACCUCCUGCCUCUGCUUCCCUGGCAUUCAUCAAAUGCAGCAGAAUGCAAGUGCUUUUUAGAAGCCUACUGAGCCAGAAGGCUCCUGUAGGGAGCACAACCACCUCCGCUUAAAAAUAAACGGUGUUGUUGGAUAACAAUUACCCCAACCUUUACUCAAGGAAAACCUUGUUUACAUGUAGAUGUCUUUCAGAUACCAAUUAAAAAAUGUUUGUCAUGACUGUUCUUAAA